AUGUAUUUUGGAGAUGGAAAAUUGCCCACAUGGAAUUUUAAUGAAUCGUUAUCAAGUUCAUUUCCAAGAGAUUCAUUUGAGACAUUUUCUUUUGAUUCAGGCUCAAUUGGUCGCCUUUUUCCCACUUCUGCUCUUGAUCGCUUCAAGCAUACACCAUUACGUCGAUUAUCUAGUGGUGAUAUUUAUAAUAGUACAGGAAGCGUCGUCCGCAAUAUUCCUAUCAAAAUUGAGAGGGCAAAAAAUGGCUACGACAUUAGUCGCGAUGAUGGUUCGAGCGAGCGUUUCAGUUCAGCGAAUCAUCCGAAUCGUCGAGAGAGUAGUGCUCCACCAGAAUCAUUCGUCACUCUACGUGUACCCAUAUCGUAA
Molecule: messenger RNA, 366 nt
Organism: Dracunculus medinensis (Guinea worm)
Lineage: Eukaryota; Metazoa; Nematoda; Chromadorea; Rhabditida; Dracunculidae
Source: the annotation of a GenBank genome assembly